AUGACACCACCUCCCAGAUAUUGUCCUAAAGGGGAGACCCGUGUUUGCCGUCUACGCAAAUCCCUCUACGGUCUCAAACAGGCAUCCCACAACUGGUUUUUUAAACUAACCACUGUGCUUCUUGAUGCAGGUUUUAUUCAAUCUCAAGCAGAUCACUCUUUAUUUACCUUGGUCACCACCAUGAGUAUCACCAUUGUACUUGUCUAUGUUGAUGAUAUUCUGGUUGCUGGCAAUGAUCUCUCCAAAAUAGAAGACUUCAAACGUGUCCUCUCCACCAAUUUCAAAACCAAGGAUCUCGGCCCCCUCAAAUAUUUUUUUGGUCUCGAAGUUGCUCGUUCAUCAAAAGACAUCUUCCUUAAUCAACGAAAAUAUGCUCUUGAUAUUUUGAAAGACAUUGGCCAACUCGGCGCCCGGAACGCUCCCUUUCCCAUGGAACAAAACUUGAAACUCAACAAUCAAGAUGGCACCCUUCUUUAUGAUCCAAGCUCCUAUCAACGACUUGUGGGCCGCCUCAUCUAUCUCACUAUCACUCGUCCUGAUAUUGUCUUCGCCGUGAACAUCCUCAGUCAGUUUAUGCAUGCUCCCCGCAUUCCUCACAUGCAAGCCGCCACCCGUGUUCUCCGCUACAUCAAAGGCAGCCCAGGUCAAGACAUUUUCUUUCCAUCCUCCAAUACCUUACAUGUUACUGCCUACACUGAUUCUGAUUGGGCCAGCUGCCCCACUACCCGCCGCUCCACCACCGGUUUCUUCAUUCAGCUCGGCACGAGUCCUAUUUCCUGGUGUACCAAAAAACAAACGACUGUCGCCCGCUCUUCCACUGAAGCUGAAUAUCGAGCUAUGGUCGUUACCACAUGUGAGCUAACAUGGUUGAAACAACUCCUCACUGACUUUGGUAUCUCUCAUCCUGAACCUUUCAGCUUGCAUUGUGAUAAUCAAUCUGCUCUGCAUAUUGCCCAUAAUCUCAUGUUUCAUGAAUGCACCAAACAUAUUGAGAUUGAUUGCCACAUUAUUCGAGAUAAGAUCCGGUCUGGUCUACUCACUGCAGUCCAUACGUCAUCACAUGAGCAAAUUGCAGACAUCUUCACCAAAGUUUUAGGCCGCGAACUCUUCCAUCAUUUUCUAUGCAAGUUCGGCAUUACGGACCUUCAUGUGCCAACUUGA
Molecule: messenger RNA, 1161 nt
Organism: Carya illinoinensis
Lineage: Eukaryota; Viridiplantae; Streptophyta; Magnoliopsida; Fagales; Juglandaceae
Exons: 1
Coding region: 1-1161 (386 amino acids)
Source: RefSeq, a predicted model, not a curated record